This is a messenger RNA of Bactrocera neohumeralis, 2731 nucleotides long. Its product is annotated as spondin-1. Gene Ontology annotation, cellular component: extracellular matrix. Bases 131 to 2602 code for a protein of 823 amino acids. Gene Ontology annotation, biological process: cell adhesion. Gene Ontology annotation, molecular function: serine-type endopeptidase inhibitor activity. The record is from RefSeq and is a predicted model, not a curated record. Lineage: Eukaryota; Metazoa; Arthropoda; Insecta; Diptera; Tephritidae. The transcript is spliced from 7 exons.
AAAAAAAUUUCGGCAAGUCAGUGACAUUGCGAACUUACGAAUUUACUUCCGUUUCUGGAUUUUUCUGAGCGUAGGUAUUGCGGUAAAUAUUUGAGAACUGUUUUGAAAUUGCUUUGGAAACGUGUGCGCCAUGUUCACGUGGUUGCAAUUGUUGUUGGUAUUAGUAAUCAUACGCGACUCAUGGCAAAUCUGUGAUCGCAGACCGCAAGGUGCCACCGGUGAACGCUCCGCGGUCGAUGAGAACUUUCAAGUGUUGAUCCAAGGCAAUCCAAAGACCUUCAUACCGGGACAGACUUAUAAUAUAAGCUUAUCUGUUGACAUCGCGUUCAAUUUUCUCAGCUUCACGCUGGUUGUGGAGAGUGAAGAUGAUAAUAUAAGCCCUACGCCCGACACGAUCGGCUACUUUGAGAUCAUCGACAAGGCCGAGACGCGUUUCAGUACGCUGUGCGAGAAUAUGAUCGAAAGUACAAAUGCGAAUACAAAAGUACGUGUCAGUGUUGGUUGGGUGGCGCCAAACGGCGGUUGUGUACUCAUCAAGGCGGCGGUGCUGCAACAUCGCAGUGUGUGGUAUAUGGACGACGGUUUCCUUACGAAACGCAUUUGUGCGGAAGAGAUUGACGAAGUCAACAGUCAAACGCCGGCAUUGGAUGUGUGUUGCGCGUGUGAUGAGGCAAAAUACGAGCUGAUUGUGGAGCGUAAAUGGAGCCGCAAUACACAUCCACAUGAUUUCCCGAAAGAACCUUGGCGCACACGCUUCAGUGAGCUCAUUGGUGCAUCGCAUACGCCAGACUACCGUUUCUGGCAAUAUGGUAAGUACGCGAGCCCUGGUCUACAAGAGAUGGCAGAACAUGGCGCCACACUGCAGUUGGAAAGGGAAAUCAAGUCCGGCGAUGUACGCACGAUCAUCAAGGCACCGGGCAUUAUAUAUCGCGAAAAUACUGUCAGCACCACGCUAGCUAAUGUGCGCGUCGACCGACAACACCAUGUCAUUUCGUUGGUGUCGAAAAUUGAACCUUCGCCGGACUGGAUUUUAGGCGUUGCCGGUUUGGAGUUGUGCUUGGAGAAUUGCACUUGGGUUAAUGAGAAAGUGUUAAAUUUAUACCCUUGGGAUAUUGGCACCGAUGCUGGUCCAUCUUAUAUGUCGGCAGAUCAGCAGCAAAAACCGCCAGACGUGGUGCGUCGCAUAACUUCCACCUCACCGAAUGAUCAGCGCUCGCCAUUUUAUGAGGAGACUGGCAAGCCAAUGCAAGCGCUGGCUACUUUGUAUGUGCGCCGCAAGAAGUUAUACGAACGCGAAUGUGAUUCGGGUGAAGUAAUGCCAUUAGAAUGUGCAACACACCCAUGGACCGCUUGGAGUGAGUGUACAACACGUUGCGGUCCCGGUAAACAAUACCGUACGCGCGCAUAUAAAGAUCCCGUCUUGGCGGCAAGCUUCAGUUGUAAGGUAGAGCUGGAGCAAGCACAAAGGUGUGUUGGCGAACAAUGCCGUGUAGCCGACGUAGAGCCUGAUGAUGGUGAAGCUGACGGUUGCGAAUUGACGCAUUGGUCGGCAUGGAGCGUAUGUUCAAGGCGGUGUGGACGUGGGUACAUGACACGUAGCCGUGAGUAUGUCAAACCGUAUGAACGCGAACAAUGCUUGAACGACAACCCUGUAGAGCUAGAGCAACGGCGAGAUUGUGAAGGUCGCGACUGUGGUACGCGGCGAACACAACAAGAUCGCGAUGAAGACGUCAAUGAAAAUAACAAUGAUAACUUAGCUGUGGAAGAUGUUGAGCGGAAUGACGAGAAUGAUGAUAACAAAGAAGAAGAAGAAGAAAAUGUUGAGGGCGAUAUUAACCGACUGCCACAGCCAGAAUUGUUUGGACGUCGUCGCCCGCAGUUGUCAAACAGGCGCACAAAUUCAUACUACAACGGACGCCAAACUGAUUGGGGUGACAACGACGAUUCCGAUCGGGCAGCUGAAGGUGAAGAAGAUGAUAAUAUGCAAUUUGAAGAUAACGAUAAUGCACUGAAUGCUGGCGAUGCCUACAGUCGUCCAUAUGGCAAUCGUGGUGGCUUCGUGCGUGGACGUGAACGAAAUCGUUAUAGCGGCUCUGCAACCGGCUAUGAUUCAUACGAUCGCAACAACGAGGGCGACGAUGAAGACAACAACUCUAAUUUACGUGAAGUUUACGAUGAGGAUGGACAUAAAGCUAUACUUGUGGGCGCCAGUGAUCCAAACAAUUACGAUGUGCUGCAACGAUUUUGUUUUGAAAAACCCUCUGCAAGAACAACGCGUUGUGAUCGCCUUAAUUUAGGUUUUCGUAAUUACUGGUUCUACGACGCGGACGAACGCCAAUGUCAAAUCUUUACCGCCGAUGGUUGUGAUGAGAAUAAAAAUAAAUUCAGAACACUGUCGGCAUGUGAAGGCACCUGUCUCUUGCCGCACAGUCUCUAUCUAAGUCAGCCGGAUAGGGAUGAGGAUAAUGACAAUGGCUGGAGUCGGCAAUUUGGUGAGUCGGAAUCGUUGGUGAAGAAACCGAAAAAGAAGAGCGGACGUAAAAAUCGUAAACGUAAACAAAACUAUUACGUCGGCAAUAUAAAGAACUACUCGUAUAAGUGAAAAGUUUAGCUGAUUAAUAAUAUAUUAUUAUACACAUACGGGUUUAUGGGUACGAGGUACACCAACACAUUUUUUGUAGAUAUUUUUAAUACGUUUUCAAAAAUAAAUAAAUACAGCAACAGUACAAAA